GGCAUACGCAUUUUCUGAGUAAAAAAACCCCACAAUAUUAAUCAAAUUCUCAAAGUGAGUCUAAGAACUAAAAAUCGCAUCGCGCUGAAACACCUCUUCGCUACGGAGAGAAAUUCAGCGGCUCCCAGACAACUGGCCGCACAUUCGAUCAUCUUUCAACUUUCGUUCAAUUUAGCAGUUUCUGUCUUCGUGAAAAAUUUUAGAGAAACGGAAAGUUCACUCUCUUCGGAGACGAUAUGCAGUCGACGCUCAAGGCAUGUGAUUAAAUUUAUUAAAAUAAAAGCAAAAACGGAAACAGGGCCCGUGACGAAUCUGCUACUUCCAAUGUAAAGGUCCUGUCAGUCAAGGAGGAAGAAUCUUCCGUCGCUUCGAGCUCGGCACCAGGCUCCGUGGGAAAGGAAGCCCGAGGCUUGCUGAGAACAUGAACGAUUGGAUGCCCAUCGCCAAGGAGUAUGACCCGCUUAAAGCUGGCAGCAUUGAUGGCACCGACGAGGACCCACAUGAUCGAGCUGUCUGGAGGGCGAUGCUGGCACGAUAUGCCCCCAACAAGGGCGUCACAGGAGACCCCCUCCUCACCCUGUUUGUGGCGAGACUAAACCUGCAGACCAAAGAGGAGAAGUUAAAGGAAGUAUUUUCCCGCUAUGGGGACAUCCGGCGGCUUCGGCUGGUGAGGGACUUGGUCACGGGCUUUUCGAAGGGCUAUGCCUUCAUUGAGUACAAAGAGGAGCGUUCUCUGCUCAAAGCUUACCGGGACGCCGAUGGCCUGGUUAUUGACCAACACGAGAUAUUUGUGGACUAUGAACUGGAAAGGACUCUCAAAGGGUGGAUUCCUCGGCGACUUGGAGGAGGCCUGGGGGGGAAAAAGGAAUCGGGGCAGCUGAGAUUUGGGGGGCGGGAUCGGCCUUUCCGAAAACCCAUUAACCUGCCCGUUGUUAAAAACGACCAGUUUCGAGAGGGAAAGAGGGAGAGAAGGGAGCGAUCUCGAUCGCGAGAGAGACACUGGGACUCCAGGAUGAGGGAUCGGGACCAUGACAGGGGCCGGGAGAAGAGGUGGCAGGAAAAAGAAUCAACCAGGGUGUGGCCAGAAGGUGACUGGGACAGAGGAAGGGACUUCAGAGAUGACAGGGUCAAGGGGAGGGAGAAGGGGGACAGAAGUAAGUAGACUCCAUCCCCUGCCAAACCCAAACCAAGGCACCCGACCAGUAAAAGUGCCGGAGAGGCCUGCACUGCUUGUAUACAGAAUCCAAGUCCAGUGGUUGAAUAAAACUUACUGAUGAAAACA
This is a messenger RNA of Kogia breviceps (pygmy sperm whale), 1282 nucleotides long. It is a transcript of the gene SNRNP35, whose product is annotated as small nuclear ribonucleoprotein U11/U12 subunit 35. NCBI's taxonomy places the organism in Eukaryota, Metazoa, Chordata, Mammalia, Artiodactyla, Physeteridae. Gene Ontology annotation, cellular component: U12-type spliceosomal complex; precatalytic spliceosome. Gene Ontology annotation, biological process: mRNA splicing, via spliceosome. Gene Ontology annotation, molecular function: snRNA binding; mRNA binding. The record is from RefSeq and is a predicted model, not a curated record.